Messenger RNA from Neopsephotus bourkii (Bourke's parrot), 2267 nucleotides. RefSeq names its product trophoblast glycoprotein (gene TPBG). Gene Ontology annotation, cellular component: plasma membrane. Gene Ontology annotation, biological process: negative regulation of canonical Wnt signaling pathway. Gene Ontology annotation, molecular function: protein binding. Lineage: Eukaryota; Metazoa; Chordata; Aves; Psittaciformes; Psittacidae. The transcript is spliced from 2 exons. The coding region runs from base 293 to 1417 and encodes 374 amino acids. The record is from RefSeq and is a predicted model, not a curated record.
CUCCGGCAGCACCACCUGAACCGGGGGGCGAGGGGAGCGGGCCGCCGAGCGGACCCUCCCGGCGGGGCGUGGCCGGCGGCUCCCCCCCGGCCGGGCCGCGGUUGGUUUCUCCUGUCUCGCUGAGAGAAGCAGAGCGGAGGCGAGCCAGCCCCGGAGGGGAAGCGCCUGUUCCCGGACAAGGGGCUGCCUGGAGCAGGCAGCGCCCCAGCGGGAGCUGAUUCCCGCCUCUCCCCGUCUCGCCGCCCGGAGCCGAGGGCGCCCGGAAGGCAAAGUUGUGUGCGGGGCCGGCGCGAUGCCGGGGCGCGGCGCGCUCUGCCUGGGGCUGCUGCUGCACGUCCUGCUGGGCUGCGGCUCGGCGCAGCUGCCCGGCAGCUGCCCGGACCUCUGCAAGUGCUCGGAACCGGCCAAGACGGUGAAGUGCGUGAACAGGAACCUUACGGCGGUGCCGCCCGACCUGCCGCCCUACGUGCGCAACCUCUUCCUCACCGGCAACCGCCUAGCCCGCCUGCCGCCCGGCGCCUUCCCCGCCCAGCGCCUCCCCGACCUCAGCGCCCUCAACCUCAGCGGCAACCACCUGCGGGCCGUGGAGCCCGGCGCCCUUGCCCUGCCCGCCCUGCGGCAGCUGGAUCUCAGCGGCAACCCCUUGCUGUCCCUCAGCCCGCACGCCUUUGGGGAGGGUGGGAGCCCGCUGGAGGAGCUGGCCCUCCGUGGGGCCCUGCGCGAUCACGGCGUCCUUCUCAGCCUGGCCACCAUGCUGCAGUCUGGGGCCCUGCGCAACCUCAGCCGCCUGGAGCUGGCGGACAACGGGUUGCUUCUGCUGCCCCCCGGCAUGUUCACAGCCCUGCCCGCCCUGCAGCAGCUGGACCUCAGCAACAACUCCCUGGUGGGCCUGGGAAACGUCUCCUUCCAGGGGCUGGGCCAGCUGCAGAGCCUCAACCUCAGCGACAACAGCCUGGGCGUGCUGAGGAACGACACCUUGGUCCAGUUCCGUGGCCUGCCCAGCCUUCAGCGCAUCAGCCUGGGCCACAAUGCCUGGGUCUGCGACUGUGCCAUUGAGGACCUGGUGGCCUGGCUCAAGGAGAGCGAUCAGGUGGAGGGCAAAGAAGCCCUGACCUGUGCCUAUCCCGACAAGAUGCUGGGCAAAGCCCUGCUGAAGAUCAACAGCUUGGACCUGAACUGCUCUGUGCCCAUAGACCUGCCUUCCCAGCUACAGACUUCGUAUGUCUUCCUAGGGAUAGUCUUGGCUCUCAUCGGGGCCAUUUUCCUCCUGGUUUUGUAUUUGAACCGAAAAGGAAUCAAAAAGUGGAUGCAUAACAUCAGGGAUGCCUGUAGGGAUCACAUGGAGGGCUACCACUACAGAUACGAGAUCAAUGCAGACCCCAGGUUAACAAACCUCAGCUCCAACUCGGAUGUCUGACAAAGCGCCGAGGACACGGGGCAGUGCACAGUAGCUAUGCAUGAAAAGUAGACUUACGCUUUAUCCUCAUGCUUGCUUCCCUCUCCACAGAGAAAUCUCAAGACGUGCUUGUAACUUGAGGGGGACAUGCCUUCCUGUGCUGUGAAGUUCAUUUUUGUUUUGCGACGCUGCGCAGCUGCGCGUGGCGUUGGGCUGUACGUAGGAAAGAAGCUGCUACUUCUUUUUCCCCCUUAGCUGUCUAUAUCUGUGGGAAAUUCUUUUCCAAGAUGUCAGAGAAAAAAAGGAUUCUCUCUGGUGCUUCAAAGCCACCAGAGUUUUAUUAAAACAUUACUGAUGCAGACACUAUUCAACGAAAGCUGUCUCAACUUUUUUGGGAAAAAAAAUAAGUUAUGUUCCUCUGUGCCAGUUUUGAUGUUGUAUAUCCAAAUUGUGAUGACAAUGAUUUCAUUUCAUAGGCUACAUUGAGAUUUAAAAAAAAACCCACAACAAAGGAACUCCUUUUAACAAGAACUCUGUUACAAAGAAGGAAAUUGAAAAGUGAGCAUGCACAAAUACUUUAUAGUUUUACAUGUUAGGAAACUUACAAUCUCAGUAAGUCUCUUACUAUUUUGUAAAGUUAUUUUUGAUUGCAGUUUACAUGAAAAGAGAGGGUUUUUUUUACACAGACUGCACCUAAACUCCAUCUGAACUAUUGAAUUUAAUAAACAGUCUUACAAGAACUGUUGUGUGGAAGUUUGCUGUUCAAUAAGAAAUGUAUAGACAUCUUAAGAAUGUCGAUAGCUUUAUAGUCUCUGAAUUAAUAGCCCUGCAGUAGUAAUCUGAAUAAAGUUUUAUAUAAAUGUGUAGCUUA